AUGCGAAUGGGGCUACAAUUUCAAAGUCGAAGGAAUUUUGGGACACCAAACUGUUGUUCGAGUGAUUUACGAUUUUAUCUUGCCGUGGCUAAUUAUGGAAACGACACAAGCAAACUUACGAAUUCCACGAUCUUUAAAUGGCAUCGACACCGCCAGAAGUUCCGUGAAUUUCAAGCGAUCGGGACCUACACAGCACGUGAUAUGGAAUACUUCACAAUUGAUAAUGAGCAUAACCUGGCCAUUGCAAACCAUGCUAUAGGACCAAACCAAGAGGUUGACUCCGUUAUUCUCAAAUGGGACAGGGCAGCAAGGCUGUUUGUGAAUUUUCAGACAAUAACAACAACCGGCGCAUACGAUUGGACAUACUUUAGAGUGCAGGAGUACCAUUUUCUAGCUAUUGCUCAGGCUUUUAAUGGAAAGAUAACUCUAAUGGACUCUUUUAUAUAUGUCUUUCAGAAGGACAAGUUCCUUCCCUUUCAAACAAUCGAGACAAACGGUGCCACCGACUGGGAAUUUUUCACCAUAGCAGAUGAAGCAUUUCUCGCCGUUGCCAAUGCGUACAAUUACGGACCUCAGAACUUUCAAAAUCAGGACACCUACCAGACAAACUCGUCUAUAUAUAAACUGGAUAUAGGAAAACGAGCGUUCUUUAAAUAUCAGACCUUUGUAACGAACAGUGCGAUUGACUGGGAACACUUUAUGUUAGGAGAUGACCACUACCUUGUAGUGUCCAAUGCCCAAAAUGGCGGAUCAGAACAGGAAAGAUUGACGACUAUAUAUCGGCUGCAGAAACUAAGGAGCUUUAAGAGUACGGUCCCAGAACGUUUCAAACGACUGAAACAGUAUGGAAAAGAUAAUGGAAAAUCAGAUAGACACACAGUUGGUAACAUAUAA
Molecule: messenger RNA, 894 nt
Organism: Ruditapes philippinarum (Manila clam)
Lineage: Eukaryota; Metazoa; Mollusca; Bivalvia; Venerida; Veneridae
Product: thrombospondin-type laminin G domain and EAR repeat-containing protein-like
Exons: 6
Coding region: 1-894 (297 amino acids)
Biological process (GO): signal transduction
Source: RefSeq, a predicted model, not a curated record